GCCAAAAAGUGACAUAAAAGUCGGAGAGUCGUGUGUUUUUCUUUUUGGUUUUUACCAGUCACUCUUUUUUCAUGCAAAUUUUGUCCUCUUUUGGGCAAACACAACUUCCCUCCCCUUUGGAUGGGGGAGAUCCCGAGCAGGCGCUCUUUCUCUUUUUUCACCCAUUCACCCAUUUACAGCGAGAUACCCUUACUACUGACUCUUCAUUACUCUAUCACCAGCCACUUUAGCGUACAUUCCUUUUCUCUAUUUUACGCAGGAUCAAUGACUUGAAAGAUAAAAAAGUUAUGAAGUAUUCAUACCAUAACCCUCCACCUUCCUCCAUGAUGAAGCCUAUGAUAAUGAAACGAUCCAGGUCUACCGAGUCACUUGAAAGAGCUUUAAAGAAAUAUAAACCUUUUCAGCAACCGUCAGCGGAAGAAGAGUCCACAACACCUUCACCACCACCCGCUGUACCGCAGCCAUGGCAUGCGAAUACUACUUUAUACCCUCCACAACAGCAAUCACCACCACCUUAUGUCACGUCUCAUUUACUCCAUCAUCCACAUCCAAUAGAAAACAAGGUCAUCAAAUCCCUCUCCAUCUCCACAAGGUCCACCUCCUAUGCAUCGGAACAGUCAUCACCUAUCGAUCAUCGUACUGACAUAGCCAAGAAAGAUACCCAUCCCCAAGAGAAUUAUUAUCGAUCGGUGAAUCACUUUUUAUACAAUGUUCAUGUGGCUAGACAUGGCGAUCCAGAAACAAGAGAAAGUUGGUGGGAACAUACUGAUACAGCUUGCAUGCAACCACAAGAAGAUAUGCUUAUGGACGAAGAUCAUGCUUACUACGAGCAACAACAGCGCCAUGACUAUGAAAGUAACAAUGCCAUUUUAAGACAAGCCUUUUUAAUGCGACAACAACAACAGCAACAGCAACAUCAACAGCAUGAUUGAACAUAGCAAGGACACUGCUUACGUAAUUACUCACUGUCCAU
Mycotypha africana is the source of this 973-nucleotide messenger RNA. RefSeq lists its product as uncharacterized. The transcript has 2 exons. The record is from RefSeq and is a predicted model, not a curated record. Bases 288 to 932 code for a protein of 214 amino acids. NCBI's taxonomy places the organism in Eukaryota, Fungi, Mucoromycota, Mucoromycetes, Mucorales, Mycotyphaceae.